This is a messenger RNA of Empidonax traillii (willow flycatcher), 2245 nucleotides long. It is a transcript of the gene VEGFA, whose product is annotated as vascular endothelial growth factor A. Lineage: Eukaryota; Metazoa; Chordata; Aves; Passeriformes; Tyrannidae. Gene Ontology annotation, molecular function: heparin binding; chemoattractant activity; growth factor activity. Gene Ontology annotation, cellular component: membrane. Gene Ontology annotation, biological process: vascular endothelial growth factor signaling pathway; positive regulation of protein phosphorylation; positive regulation of mast cell chemotaxis. The transcript has 8 exons. The record is from RefSeq and is a predicted model, not a curated record. The coding region runs from base 704 to 1354 and encodes 216 amino acids.
UUUUUUUUUUCUCCCGAUAUAUUUCUUUUCUGUUUUUUUUUUUUUUUUUAAAGCGGUGGACAGAGUGAGGGAAAGAGAGACAGAAACAGGGAGGAGAGGAGGAAAACGCUCUGUUCGUCCCCUCCGCCGCCACCACCACCCCGACUUGCGGAGAGGGGUCGGGCCGAGCGGCAGUGGGAUCAGCCCCUUUCCCCUGGGGAGGCGACCCCGGCUCGGGGAGCCGCCGGAGACAGCCGCCGCGAAGAGGGGGCGCAGGAAAAGAGAUGCAUUGAAAGUUUCCGCGCAAACUUUGGCGUGAGUGCGCGAAACCGAGCGAGCGCGGCGCGGGUGCCUGCCUGCCCCGACGCGGGGAGAGCGGCCGCGGACGGGCGCCGCUGUGGAGCUCGGACUGCCCGGCGGCGGGGGCCGGGCGUCGGCGGGGCGGCCGCGGAGCCUGCGCUCGGCCCGGCGGAGCGCCCACGGAAACCAGCAGCGGGGGCCGGCGGAGAGCCGGGCUUAUGGAGGGGUGAAACCGGAGACCCCGAAGAGGAACCCCCCUUCCCCCGGAACCUUUCGCAGCGCCCGGCCGGCGGCACCCCAGGAGGCGGCGGCGGCGGGCACGGAGGAGGCGCGGGCGAGAGCGCGGCGGGGCGGCGGCGGCGGCGGGGCGGCGGCGGCGAGGCGGAGCGCGGCGGGCCCCGCUCCGCGGCGUGCGCCGGCAACCAUGAACUUUCUGCUCACUUGGAUCCACUGGGGGCUGGCGGCGCUGCUCUAUCUCCAGAGCGCGGAGUUGUCGAAAGCUGCGCCUGCCCUAGGGGACGGGGAGCGGAAACCCAAUGAAGUUAUCAAAUUCCUGGAAGUCUACGAGCGCAGCUUCUGCAGGACAAUUGAGACCCUGGUGGACAUUUUCCAGGAGUACCCCGAUGAGGUGGAGUACAUAUUCAAGCCAUCCUGUGUGCCUCUGAUGAGAUGUGCGGGUUGCUGCGGCGAUGAGGGCCUAGAAUGUGUCCCUGUGGAUGUGUACAACGUCACGAUGGAGAUCAUGAGAAUUAAACCCCAUCAGAGUCAGCACAUAUCACACAUGAGCUUCUUACAGCACAGUAAAUGUGACUGCAGACCAAAGAAAGAUGUCAAAAACAAACAAGAAAAAAAAUCAAAGCGAGGAAAGGGGAAGGGUCAAAAGAGAAAGCGCAAGAAAGGCCGGUACAAACCACUCAGCUUUCACUGUGAGCCUUGCUCAGAGAGGAGAAAGCACUUGUUUGUACAAGAUCCCCAGACCUGUAAAUGUUCCUGCAAAUUCACAGACUCACGUUGCAAGUCGAGGCAGCUUGAGUUAAACGAGCGCACUUGCAGAUGUGAAAAACCGAGACGGUGAGCAGCCGAAAAGAAGGGGGAACAGCCCUGUUUCUGGAGCCUGAUUUCUCGCCUGGACAGAAAAAAAACAAAACAAAACACUAAUCCAAAUGAACCCUAAAAAUGAAGGAUCGGUAGAGCACAGCACUUUCAGUACGGACGAUGGACUCCGGAAGGAACAUUCCCCAAGGCACCCGCCGCACAGAAUUCACCUUUGGGUUUUGAACUGUUUUAUUUUAUUUUUCUUUUCAUGCUGCUAAAUAACAGAGCCAGGAAGACUUAUAGGGGUGUAUCUGAUGGGUUUUCCCAUGCAUACAUAUAUAUGUGUGUAUACAUGCAUAUACAUAUAUAUAUAUGUAUAUAUAUUUUAACCACAUCUAUAUAUACAUAUAUGUAUAUCUUAACCACACACACACACACAUAUAUAUAUAAUAUAUAUAUAUACUGAUUAUUUUUUUUAACAUUGCUAAUGUUAUUGGUGUCUUCACUGGAUAAUACUCGACUGCUGUGGACACAAGCGGGCUACUUGGGGCAUAAGAAACAAGCUAAGACUGGACUGAGUAGAAGCGCUGGGUGUAAACUUCUUAACUCUAACUGACUUGUGCGGCCUCCGCUGUUUCUCUGUAGAGUGUGCUGUACCACAAACCACCUUCUCCUUGCCUGGGACAGGGAGGAGAGGUAAUGGAGAGGAUGGGCAGGGAGUUCCAAAGAGCGGCAUCCUAGGGUGCGAUGGGUCAAAGGCCAAGGAAAUGGCCGUCUCCGUGAUCAAGGAUUCCUCCUCCCCUCUUUUCCCCCAACCUUCGCCCUUACUCGUCUCAUAACCUGCCUGCCUUGCUAGGACAUGGGAUGUCAGUGUACAUUUUGCGUUGACUUUAUUCGCUAUAGAAACUUUGCCAGAGAGACAUGCUGUCUU